GUGCGGCGCGGCCCGUCCCGCCAUUGCCGGGGCAUGGAGGGCGAGAGCACCUCGGCCCUGCUCUCGGGCUUCGUCUUCGGCGCGCUCGCCUUCCAGCACCUCAGCACCGACUCGGACACGGAAGGUUUUCUCCUUGGAGAUGUGAAAGGUGAAGCCAAGAACAGCAUUACUGACUCACAAAUGGAUGAUGUUGAAGUUGUUUAUACAAUAGAUAUACAGAAGCAUAUUCCCUGCUACCAGCUGUUCAGCUUUUAUAAUUCUGUAGGAGAACUGAAUGAACUUGCCCUGAAGAAAAUACUAUCAGGCUGUAAGAAGAGUGUAAUAGGAUGGUACAAAUUCAGACGCAACACAGACCAGACCAUGACAUUCCGGGAGAGACUUCUCCAUAAGAACCUGCAGUCACACCUAUCAAAUCAGGGUCUUGUAUUCCUUCUAUUAACCUCUAGUGUGAUGACAGAAAGUUGUUCUACUUACAGACUGGAACAUGCCUUACAUCGGCCACAGGAAGGUCUUUUCCAGAAAGUCCCUUUGGUGGUUACCAAUCUGGGUAUGGCAGAACAGCAAGGCUACAGAACAGUGUCUGGCUCCUGCGUAUCUUCUGGCUUUGUGAGAGCAGUAAGACAACACAGGUCAGAGUUCUUUCACGAGGAUGGAUCCUUGCAAGAGGUUCAUAAGAUAAAUGAGAUGUAUGCCACUUUGCAGGAGGAACUCAAGAAAAUAUGCUUUACAGUAGAAGUCAGUGAACGAUCCGUAGAGAAACUCUUAGCAGAGGUGAGGCAAUUAAAAGAAGAAAUAAAGAGGAAAAAGCAACAAGGUUGUUCAGGAGAAGGCAGAAACUACACAGGAGAGCCAAAGGAGAAUGUUCUCCUUUGUCAGGCACUGCAAACAUUUUUCCCCAAUUCUGGACUUCAGACAUGUAUUGUUUCCUUCAAAGGCCAACAGAUACUGAAGAACUGCUGUAACAUUAACCAUAAUAUUAAUGUCAUGGACAAACUGACUCUCAUGGUAGAGGAAAGAGACUUCACUGAAGCUGAAACAAGACAUCUAACCAAGCGUAAAGUCAGAGGGACCACAACAGUAUCAAAGUCAUUCAAGAAAUCCAGAUCAUUGCAGCUUCACCGAGAAUCACUUGCAGACCCAGAGGACAGUGACCAGGACAGGAAGCUUGCACUGAGCAGCACUGAAUCGGACGAGGAUGUGUUGGAAAAAAAUAGAGACACAAAUGAAUACCCACACUCUCCUACUUUCUGAUCUGUUAAUGAUUUGUCAGAUGACUUCACACCAAAAGCUACUGCCACCAUAUUCAAGUGAUGUGUCAAUUUACAGCACUGCAGGGAUGUAUAUAACUUAAUCCAUUUUUGCAAAAUGUACAGGGUUUGUUUGGGGUUUCUGUCCAGUGCAUGAAUCCUGUUCAGCAUAACAAUGUCCAGAUGACAUUCCCUCAUUUUGCCUUCCAGAGUUCCAUCUGUAGUCUCUCUCUCAGGGUUUAAAGACUAUGCCAGCAGUCAAAUAAGCACAUACUGCCUCAAACUAAUACAACUUCAAGCUGCUGUUGAAGAAGCAGUACUAUCCUUUCCUCAGCAGAAUCUGAUGCAGGCAGCACCAAAUGAAAACAGAUAACUUAGAAUUAGCAGUCUACUUCAACUGCCACAAUUUGAAUAGUUUUAAUUUAUCCUUAGGAAACCAGUACUUGUUCAUUUCCCCCCAUCUUACAAUCCAGACAGGAUAAAAAACAGCCACCUAAAGUUUAACAAGACCUGUGAGCUCAGAAAGGGGUCUGGAAAGCUGCCAGUUUCUCUUACUGCCUUAAUAUUUCAUACUUCCUUCAGACAAUACAUUUUAGAGACUUCAUAAAAUUAAUAAAAAUCCAACUGACAUCCACCCCUCAGUCAACCACACACUAUGCUAGAAAACCACAUUUCCAGUAAG
Molecule: messenger RNA, 1929 nt
Organism: Corapipo altera (White-ruffed manakin)
Lineage: Eukaryota; Metazoa; Chordata; Aves; Passeriformes; Pipridae
Gene: ABRAXAS1
Product: abraxas 1, BRCA1 A complex subunit
Exons: 9
Coding region: 34-1251 (405 amino acids)
Biological process (GO): attachment of spindle microtubules to kinetochore; mitotic spindle assembly; protein K63-linked deubiquitination
Cellular component (GO): nucleus
Molecular function (GO): microtubule binding; polyubiquitin modification-dependent protein binding
Source: RefSeq, a predicted model, not a curated record